UCCGCCCCGUCCGGUGGGGCGACUGGCCGCAUGGAGGCCGGCUGAGGAGCGCCGCCCCGCCUCGGCUUAGCUCGUCGGUGCAGGAGCCGCUCCCCAGCCAUGGAGGGGGAGGAGAAGCAGCCACCCCAGGAGGCUGACACGGAACCUGUUGUGACAGUGGGGGCUUCAGAGGUGGUGCCCAGGGUGCUUUCUGGAGAAUCCCAGAACCUGUCCGACGCGGACGCGCUGACCCUCCUCCUGGAGAUGAAGCUGAGGCGGCGGCGGGAGCGGCCCAGCCUGCCGCGCACGGUGACCGAGCUGGUGGCCGAGGACGGGAGCAGGGUGUAUGUGGUGGGCACGGCCCACUUCAGUGACGACAGCAAGAAGGACGUGGUGAAGACCAUCCGGGAAGUGCAGCCUGACGUGGUGGUCGUGGAGCUCUGCCAGUACCGCGUGUCCAUGCUGAAGAUGGACGAGAGCGCGCUGCUCCGGGAGGCCAAGGAGAUCAGCCUGGAGAAGCUGCAGCAGGCCGUGAGGCAGAACGGGGUCAUGUCUGGACUCAUGCAGAUGCUGCUGCUGAAAGUGUCCGCUCACAUCACCGAGCAGCUGGGCAUGGCUCCUGGUGGCGAGUUCAGGGAGGCCUUCAAGGAGGCCAGCAAGGUGCCUUUCUGCAAGUUCCACCUGGGCGACCGGCCCAUCCCCGUCACCUUCAAGAGGGCCAUCGCGGCGCUGUCCUUCUGGCAGAAGGUGAAGCUGGCCUGGGGCCUGUGCUUCCUGUCAGACCCCAUCAGCAAGGACGACGUGGAGCGCUGCAAGCAGAAGGACCUGCUGGAGCAGAUGAUGGCGGAGAUGAUCGGCGAGUUCCCCGACCUGCACCGCACCAUCGUCUCGGAGCGCGACGUCUACCUGACCUACAUGCUGCGGCAGGCGGCCCGGCGCCUCGAGCUGCCGCGCGCCUCCGACGCUGAGCCCAGGAAGUGCGUCCCGUCCGUGGUGGUGGGCGUCGUGGGCAUGGGCCACGUCCCGGGCAUCGAGAAGAACUGGACCACGGACCUCAACAUCCAGGAGAUCAUGACCGUCCCCCCGCCGUCCAUCUCCGGCAGAGUGUCCCGGCUGGCCGUGAAGGCCGCCUUCGUGGGCCUGCUGGGCUACGGCCUCUACUGGACGGGACGCCGCAUCACCAGCCUGGUCCUGGCACUGCCUGUCGCUCAGUACUGUCUGCACAGGGUGUCCUCAGCCCGGCCGCACAAGUAGGAGGGAUCAGCACGGCAGGGGACCACCCCCAUCCCCCCAGGAGCUCUGGGUGCCACCCCCCGUGGGGGUCCAGGCCCAGCCACCCCUGCCCUCCCCCAACCCGCCCAAAUAAAGAAUUAUUUAACUGCUCUGAGCUCAGGCUUCCCAGCAGCCCCUCCCCCACCCCAUCCCUGGCCCCUGCAGGGCCCCCUCACGGGGUUCUCGGGGCGUCAGGACCAGCUGGCGGGGGAGGGGCCGAGGUGGGCACGGCCAGUCCUCCCCUACCUCACUGUGCCUUCUCCUGGGCUGGCCGCAGGAGCCCCGGCCCAGGCGCACCCGGCGGAGGGGUCUGGGCCGUCGGGCUCCCGGCCGGCGUGUCUGGGAAGGGCCGGAGCCGCUCCGUGGUGGUUCCGGGAAGCGUCCCUCCCUGCAGGGCAGCGGGGCCGAGCUUGGUCCCACGGACAUGCACCGUGGCCUGUGGAGAUUGUGUUUUUGGCUUUUAAAAAUGUCUGAAGUUUUUUUUACUCAGGUAAUUUUAACUUAAAAUGAACUGAAGCAAACGUCAGGAAAUAACGAGCCUUAAAUCUGAUUGGGACAAAGAGGCGGUCUCGGUCGGGGGCGGUCGGGGACUCAGUCCUAAGCCGGUGAGCCUGGGGGAAGGGUCGGCUUCACCUGCGGAGCUGGGCCGGCGCUGACCCUCACCCCCCAGCUGCCCCCUUGGUCAGCCCCUGGCUGGGGGGCAUCCAGAGCUGCGGCCCCCGGGCCCGAGUCUCCCCCCCCACCCCCCCAGGCACAGAGGACCACACCUGCUUCUCCUGCCGCACCCUCAGUGGGCAGAGGGUGCGGGUCCCCCAGAGCCCAGCAGUUGGCACACGUGCUGGCAGGUGCCCGCCACCUUCUGCGGCCCCGCGCGGGGCGCCCACCUCGGGCAUCUCCGGUGUAUGUCGUCGCUGCUCCUGGUCAUGUCUGUGACACAUCUGUGUGGCCCUCCUGUGGCCCGGGGCCCUGCUCCGUUGGGUUUGUGUUCACUCAGUGUCCGACAAAAUGAGGUGAAACCCACGGCCGUGAGCUGGGCUGGACCGUGUUCUUCCUGUCACGUACGUGCGUGUACACGUUCCUCAGAAACUGAAAUAAAGUCUAAUUUUGGAA
This is a messenger RNA of Neogale vison (American mink), 2361 nucleotides long. RefSeq names its product TraB domain containing (gene TRABD). The coding region runs from base 100 to 1233 and encodes 377 amino acids. The record is from RefSeq and is a predicted model, not a curated record. NCBI's taxonomy places the organism in Eukaryota, Metazoa, Chordata, Mammalia, Carnivora, Mustelidae. The transcript has 10 exons.